This is a messenger RNA of Penicillium canariense, 3489 nucleotides long. RefSeq names its product GTPase-activating protein LRG1. NCBI's taxonomy places the organism in Eukaryota, Fungi, Ascomycota, Eurotiomycetes, Eurotiales, Aspergillaceae. The record is from RefSeq and is a predicted model, not a curated record. The transcript has 7 exons. Gene Ontology annotation, biological process: actin cytoskeleton organization; signal transduction. Gene Ontology annotation, cellular component: cytoplasm. Bases 1 to 3489 code for a protein of 1162 amino acids.
AUGCCCCCCGGUGAGCUCCCGGCCAGCCUGGUCGCAGGCAAGCCCACGCCCACCGUCAACACAUCGGGCUACGGAAGCAGCUACACAAAAAAUACACCUACCUCCCCCGAGGACAGUCUGAUCCCAUUCGAUUCACCCUCCACUCGAACUGCCGGAAACCACAGCCCCCUCAGUCAGGAUGACCGCUCUCCUCGCGGCCUGGAGCCUGAGCAACCUGGAUUCCGGGACCGCUCCAAUGUUCGGGAUCGAUCGCGCCCCAAUGGACGACCCCAUAACAAGUCUCCAGGCUCGUCGCGUCUGUGUCAGAAGUGCAAUGAACCCCUGACUGGCCAAUUUGUCCGCGCGCUGGGUGGCACAUUUCAUCUGGAAUGUUUCAGAUGCGAGGACUGUGGUGAGAUUGUCGCUUCCAAGUUUUUUCCCGUCGACUCAGAGGACGGCUCCAGCCAAUUUCCGCUUUGCGAGACUGAUUACUUCCGACGGCUGAACCUUCUUUGCCACGAAUGCGGUGGCGCCCUCCGUGGGUCCUAUAUUACAGCCUUGGAUCGCAAGUACCAUAUCGAACAUUUUACCUGCUCGGUGUGUCCGACAGUCUUCGGGGCCCAAGACUCCUACUACGAGCACGAGGGCAAGGUCUACUGCCACUUCCAUUACUCCACUCAGUUCGCACAGCGUUGCCAUGGAUGCCAUACUGCGAUCCUUAAGCAUUUUGGAAUGUUCGAUUAUCGCCCGCUGGCCAAACGUGGGAGCCGCCUCCAGCGGACGCCGAUGCCACCCCCCGAGGAGCGCGAAAGCAUUCGCAAGGAGGAGGACUCAAUGGAAGAGAAGGUCUACAAUAUUUGGAGCACGCUCUCCACCUUUGAAGAAUCCUCCGCCGCGUGCAUCUCUGACAUGCUGCUCCACGUUAGCAAUGGGGCUUAUAUUGACGGUGUCCUAGUGGCCAAGCGAUUCAUUGCCCACGUGGAAAUCCUCUUUGCCGCAGUCGAUGAACUGGCGGUGUACAUCAAAUCUCAUGGCGUAAAGGAACUAUCAUAUGGUCGAGAAGCCAAACUGCUUUGCAAGAAGAUUGUUGCCUUUUUCGCCCUUUUGUCCAAAACUCAAGAGACUGGGGUUCGCAAACUUGGUGUUACCCAGGAACUGCUCUCGUUGGUAACAGGCCUUGCUCAUUACCUCAAGCUUCUCAUUCGUAUCGGUCUCCAGGGUGCCCUGAAGCUCGAGCGAGAGAAAUCGGCACCUGACGGUCUGAACAACUUCCUCACGCACCUUGCCGACCAAGAAUCCCUUGCGCCACCGGAAGACGAAAAUACGCCAAUUGAUCUGAAUUCCGGCGUCGAAGGCCUCGCUGACCAGCUUUCUGAUUGCUGUAUUUCGUGCAAGGAGCCUAUUGACGAUGAAUGUGUCCGCCUGGGAGAGAACCGCUGGCACCUGAAACCCCCUCAUCUGUCAUGUUCCUCAUGUGAAAAGGACCUGACUAUGGAUUUGUCCGACGCAUUGUGGAAUGAGAGCGAAAAGCGCACGUACUGCGCGGCCUGUGCUAACGACCAUGACCUCGGUCCGAACGCGCAGGCUGGCUACAUUCAGGUUUCCAAGUUGCAGCAGUUUGUUUUCCUACUCAGAGUUGCUCUGGCACGUCUUCUGGCUGUUCUUCGCGCUGGCGGAACUCUCCCUCAUUCAUCAGAUGAUCCCAACCUUGAAGGAUAUGACAACAAGAAUGCAUAUCGCGUGCAACCCGGUGAUGUUCGCCGGUCCAACACGCGCUCUCAGUCUUAUAGCGGUGCCCGUGAUGGCUUUGAAGAAUCGUCUCUGGAGCAGACUGUAGGCGAAAUGCGUCGCCUGCGUUCUAUUCGCAAUGAGCGCACUCUGUCCACCACAUAUAAGAAAGCCCGUGCAUCCCGAAUCAUCGAUGGCCCGGAGGGUCGAAGUGUACGACCAGGCUCGUCUGGCAAUGAUGGCAGUGACCCUCGUGGUCCCGGCUUCCAGAUCGUCGAAGAGCGUGAUGCCAACGGCGAGACCGUCAAGGAUCUGACCUUCGGUGCCCAGGAUGCCCUUACUUUGGACGAUAUCCCGCGCAUUGUCGCGGCCGAACAAGCCAAGGAGCAGCGCCCCAACGCAUACCGACAUGCCGGUACUAAGCUUGUGGGAACCAUGGAAGGAAUGCCCACUUACAGAUCAGGUCAUGCACGCGAACUGUCAAAGAAUCAGUUGGAUAUGCUUGUGGACUCUUCAACUCGUAAUAAGCGCUAUUUCUCUGAACUUACUGCUUUGGAGUACUUCAUCGUCCGCCAUGUUGCUGUGCUGUCUAUGGAGCCGUUGUUAGACGGACAGUUCAGUAUGGAGGAGUUGCUGUCGCUGAUCGAGUCCCGAAAGCCGACCAUCUGGAACAUCUUCGGCCGCGCCUUCAAGGAUGAAAAGAAGAAGGGCAAGAAGAAGGGAAUCUUUGGCGUGUCAUUGGAUUACUUAGUGGAGAAGGAGGGUACUGAGUCCAGUCAUGGUGUUGGCCCUGGUGCCCUGCGGAUUCCGGCACUUGUGGACGAUGCUGUCUCCGCCAUGCGUCAAAUGGACAUGUCGGUUGAGGGCGUCUUCCGGAAGAAUGGCAACAUCCGGCGUUUGAAGGAUCUCGCGGAGUUGAUCGACACCAAGUACGACCAGGUUGACAUGACAAAGGAGGGUCCAGUGCAAAUUGCAGCGCUCUUGAAGAAGUUCCUGCGCGAAAUGCCUGAUCCGCUGAUGACAUUCAAACUGCACCGCCUCUUCGUUGCAGCGCAGAAACUCUCCGAUCCCGAGAAGCAGAAGCGAGUGUUGCAUUUGGCCUGCUGUCUCCUCCCCAAGGCCCAUCGUGACACGAUGGAAGUUCUGUUGACCUUCUUGAACUGGACAUCGUCCUUCUCGCAUAUUGAUGAAGAGUCUGGCAGCAAGAUGGACAUUCACAACCUGGCUACUGUCAUGACGCCGAACAUUCUAUACCCUAAUACCAAGAACAGCACCGUGGACGAGAGUUUCCUGGCAAUUGAGGCAGUCAAUGCGCUUAUCACAUAUAAUGAUACUAUGUGCGAGAUUCCCGAGGACUUGCAAUCCAUUCUGAGUGACCCUACUCUUUUCAAAGAGAAUUCUGAAGUGACCUCCAAAGACAUCCUGAAGCGAUACGGUGAUAUUGCCAGAGGCAGCUUCUCAACGAGGCCCGAUAACGGCGGGGAGACUUUCACCAUCAACAAUUCCCGAACCCAAAGCACCCCGACUUCAGCCCGUAUUGAAACAGACCCUUCUCAGGAUGCUGCCUGGCAAAUGCAGAGCUCGGUUCGCCAUGUUCCGGGGCCUAGUGGCAACUCUCUCUCGUCAAGUGCCCAGCCUCAAGCUGGACUGGACUUCGGACCCCCGCAAGCUGCCUAUCACCGUGAACGCAGUACCAGUAACGGUAGUGGUGCUUCAGAAGGCCAACAAGGCCUUGCUUACCGUCCACGGCCCAGUCCCGGCGCAAUGGGCGUCACCGGCUAG